Molecule: messenger RNA, 4953 nt
Organism: Daphnia magna
Lineage: Eukaryota; Metazoa; Arthropoda; Branchiopoda; Diplostraca; Daphniidae
Product: vitellogenin-2
Biological process (GO): lipid transport
Molecular function (GO): lipid carrier activity
Source: RefSeq, a predicted model, not a curated record
CCUGUUGCUGGUUACCAGUAUAUAAAGAGAGAUUGCGGACCAGAUCAAGUCGCUGUCGCCAGUGAUCCCCUAGGACGCUAACACGCACGAUGGCACGUCUGAGCCUGUUUGCCCUCGCCCUUCUCCUCGUCGCCGGCCAGUGCCGUGCGGAAGGUUUGUUUGAAGAUGGUCAAGAGUACCAAUACAGUUAUCUUACCUUCACCACGUCCGGCGUUCGUGAACCGACUCCCUCUGGCUCCUCCUUUGGCAUCCGCGGUAACUUGCUUAUCCAGAAACAAGCCGGAGAAGCUAUUGUCAAGCUUUCGGAUGUGACUUUGGGUAUGCACAAUGGACCCGACUCACUUCUCUCGACUGUCAAGUUCUUGAAGAAGCCCGAGUUGGUUACGUUGGAGAAACCCUUCAAAAUUUCGUUCUUGAAUGGAAAGAUCACUGGAUUCGAUGCUGACGCUUCGGAUGCCGAAUGGUCAAUCAACAUCAAGAAGGCUUUGGCUACCAAGUUGCAAAUGGAUGUCGUUGCCGGAGAGAUUGGCAAAGGAGACACCGCGUUCUUGCGUACUGUUGAGGACACCGUUAUGGGCACCUGUAAUACCACCUACUCUUUCGGAGGCUCCGAGAAGGGUCGUCUGAUGUUGAUUAAGCAGCGUACCCAAAGCGAAUGCACCAACGUCCCCCGUAUGGGCCACAACAGCUUUGGCGCCACAAACUGUGCUGGUAAAUCCCAAGAUGAGCUCGUUGCCACCACCCAGCUUUACUACCAGCUUAGCCGCGGAUCCAGCAGCAACACUGCCAAGGCUCACAUCAUCUCAUCCUUUGGCUACCAGGUUCUGCAAUGGCACCCACCUGCAGGAUCUCCCUUCUACAACUUGGCCAAUACCACUUUGGUACUUAAGUCUUCCGGGCCAAUUGCUAAGCCAAUCUCCGCUUCUGGCUUGACCAAGCACUACGGCAGUCUCCGUUACACUCUUAAGCGCCCGAUUCCGACUCCAGAGGAUCUUGAUUUGGCUCGUGAAGAAGACUUCUUGCACCCCGAGGAGCCCCAAUCCCAGCAAGCUCUGCGCGCUAAGGCUGUUCCCGUCUUGACUAAGUUGAAGGAAGUCAUCGGAUCAGGUGCUCUUAAUGAUGAAACCCUCUUGGAUCCCACUACCAUGGCCGCCAUUCAGCUUUUCCAAGCCAUGAGUUUGGAAAGUUUGCAAGCUGUUUGGAAGAAUGUAGCAAAUGACGAGGAGCUCAAAAACCUGUUUAAUGAGAUCCUCCCAACUACUGGUACAAAUCCUGCUGCCUUGAUGGUCAAGGAAUUGAUUCUAAGUGGCAAACUGUCUGAUAUGGAAGCCCGCCGUAUGGUUGCUUUCCUACCCUACUACCUGCGCAUGCCCUCUGAGAAAUUGUUGACCUCAUGGGAAGAUCUGCUGAAGGAGAGCCCCAGCAUUAAAACCAAGGAACUGAGAGGUGCGAUCGCUUUGGCUUUCGGUCAUCUCAUUGGCAUCACCUGCAGUGCCAACAGACUUCGUCCUUGCAAAACUGACACUAUCAACAAGUACACUCGCAUGUCGUACGAAGCUUUCAAAUCGGCCAAGACCCACCCCGAGAUGAUUGUUGCCCUGAGCACGCUGCGCAACACCAAUUUGAUUCCCGCCAUCGAGCGUCUUAUUCCUCACGUCAAGAGCGGCUCCGUUCCUCACGCCGUCCGCCCCCACGUCAUUUUCGCUCUGCAGCCAAUUGCUGCCGUUAACCGCAACAAAUUCUUGUCUGCUGUCCUCCCUCUGAUCCUCAAUGCCACUGAAACCACCGAAAUCCGAAUUGCCGCCAUCUCCACCCUGUUCCGUGUCCAACCCACCUUCUUGGAGCUGCAACAGUUGAUCGCUGGUGCCAUUUGGGAACGCAAUCAGGAAGUGCUUAACUUCAUGAUGACCACCUUCCGCAACUACGCCGAUUCCAAGAAUCCCUGCGUCAAACCCAUCGCCAAUCAGUUGCAGUUGUUGUUGCGUCGUGUCGCCCACAUCAAAACUAACUUCUUCCGUUCAAGCAACCGUGUCUUCGACUUCCAGGACCAGAAAUAUGGUUUCGGUGGUGGUCUACAACUUGCCACCAUCUACGGUGAAGAAUCCCGCGCACCUCUCAUCAUUUCCGGACGUGCCAGUUACCGCAUUUCUGAAUACAGUUAUGUUCCUCUUGAGAUUAUGAUCCGUUUGGAAGGUGUUGAGGAUGCAUAUGUUCGUCUCUUCCGCAAACUGGACCCCAAGGACUUCAAGCUUGAUACCCUGAAGGAUCUUUUGCAAAAGACAAUGAAGAUUGUCCCUCGCCAACAGGCUCCCAUGAAGAUGGAAAUUUUGUUGCGUUCUCAAGGAUACACUUUGAUGUACCGUCACAUGGGAAUGGAAGAAAUCGUUGGUCUGAUGGAAGGCAAGGGAUUGGUCGAAAUGAUUUCUCGUGGCUUGAAAAUGACUCGUAAUAUGGUCAUGCUCGGCGGACAACAUAUCAGCUGGAGGGCUAACGAUGCUGGUCUCCCCGUCGGUGUUGGUCUCAGCACUCCUGGAUUCGCCCGUCACCAAUUGGCUUACGGAAACGUCAAUCAACCAACGAAGCUCGGCCGCUCCAUUCUGGCUGAUUUGGACGUCACUCUGCAGGUGGUCACUUACAUGGUCGCUUACAACCCGCUCGGCGUCUCCCAGGGAAUCAUCAAGGCUCGUGGAUCCCGCAUCCAUUUGCCCGCUAACCUUUUGGUUGGUUUCUCGCCUGCUGACAGCCAAGUUGAAAUCAAAAUGAAUACCCCCACCGAAGAGAAACCCUUGUCUUACUUGUUCAGCAGCAAUACCGUUACUUUCAUGUGGGGCAAAGAUGACUCCAAAGCCCUUUCCUACCUUAAGGACACCUGCUCAGAAUGCGAAUCUAAAGCUUUAGUAACCCGUGGCGAACAGUUCCGCAAAGGUCAAGUUAUUCGCGAAAACAUCAACGAAAUUUUGGGUAUGGAAUCUCACGUCGAAGUUUACAACUGCGAAACCUACACGGGCAAAGCCUCAAUCGCCAAGGUGAUGUAUGAAUCAUUCAAGCCAUCUGAAAUCAACUCGCACGGCAGCGUACCCGGUUUCUUGGUCAUGGGAUUCAUGCAAAUGCGCAACUACUUCUACCAGUACCCACCCACUGGCGCUUGUUCCAUGAAGGCCGUUUUACACAGAACUCAAGUAAAGCCGGCUGAAGCUAUCGAGAUUAAGCUCAAGAUGGAUUCCGCUGUACCAUCUGGAAAGAAGGCCGCCCCAGGCAGAAGUUUCAGCAAUGUUAAGGGAGCCAUCACUUUGUUGGGCACCCCUGAGCGCAAAUGGAACGUCGAAGUCAAUGUCGAGAGUGAGCCUUUCAAUGUCAAAUCUCAAGUCGCUGUAAAAAUUGCCCGUCUCGCAAACCGCGAACUUAACGUUCCCAACCGCGCUCUCUGCGUUAACGUCAAAACUGCUUGGGCUGCUUUGCCAGAGGACAUUUUCGAAACUCCAUCAUCCAUCGAGCCUUCCGUUCAACGUGAAGUUUCUUUCGUUUGGGGAGAGGCUCCCGCUGACCAGUGCCCUAAAGCUAAUGCCAAGGAUAUCUCCACGAUUUUGAUCAAGGUUCAGGGUAACAUCACCGAAGCUCAACGAGAAGCCGCCACCAGCCGCAACACCUAUCCUUAUGAUCGUUGCGAUUUGGACCGCACCGAUGCCGGCCGUUCUGGAAUUGUUGGUCCGAUGACUCAGGCUUGUUACGAAGCUGUUCUUCACUACGCUACUCCUCGCAGCUACGUUUUGGACAUCCAAUACGCCAACAUGUCUCCCCGUGGUCAGAUGGCUCUUCUCCGUAUCGACACCAUGCUAAAGGCCUCCUUGUUGCCCUAUUGGAGCAUGCAUGCCCCGCAUGGUCCUGCUGCCAGCGCCAAGAAAGUUGCCGGUGCCGGCCACAUUGAAUUGAAAAUGGAUGUUAACGAAGAUGACGUUGACUUGCAUGUCCACACUGAUUUGAUGCACAGUCACUACGAGAACGUCGAUGUCUUGAAGAACUUGGGUAUGGCUUUGCGUAACGCCCGUCUGCCCAUGUCUCAAAUGUUCGCCAUCAAGGCUGGUUUCGUAGGUAUUUGCGACGUCGCUCCCAAAGCGGUUGUCACCUUCGAUAAUGUGACCAUGAGCACUGACCUCCCCACUUGCUACACGCUCAUCUCGGCUGACUGUUCACCCACCCCUCGCUACGCUGUUUUUGCCAAGAAAACUACUGGCCCAUCUCUUCCGUUGGCUGUCAAGAUCUACGCCGGUGGCCACACUCUCGAACUGAACCCCGUCUCCAGCGGAGUGGAAGUUAAGGCUAACGAAAAGGUUGUCAAGGUCGACAAUAACAAGCCCUACGUCUUGAGCGACAAGGACAACGUGAUCCAGUACAUCGUCGUUAGCAAGAUUGGUGCCCGAUACUUUGUCCAGGUUCCAGUUCUGAAGUUGACCUUCCGUUAUACUGGUGAUGACAUCACCAGCAUGAUCCCUGCCACUCAUCGCUCUCAACAUUGCGGUCUGUGCGGUGAUUACAACGGCCAAUUUUCUCGCGAAUUAGUCAGCCCAUCCGGUUGCAAUGUAAAAGAUGCCACCGAUUUGGCCAGGUCCUACGUCUUGAGAGACAACAAAUGCAAGGAGAACAUCCCAACUCCUCCUUGUGUUGCUGAACCUUUGAGCAUUGGUGAGAGAAAGACCCGAUCCGUCGGAAUUGUUGGUCUUAUGGAUAAAUUUAUCCGUUCUUAAACUGAACAUAAUCCGUCAGUGAAAUGCUCGUUGCUUUACAACUGACGAGUCGACAAUUCCUUUCUUCGGCAAUUUUUUUUUCUCCAUUCAAUUUUCGACUUUCUCGUGGAACUCUACAGUUCAAGGUCGACGAUCCUUUUGAGUUUAGUUGACCCUAUGUGUUUAACUGUUCUCAGAAUUGACUACCUGAAUACAAUAAAUCAGGAAUUUA